UUGUCUUUUUAAAUUACAAUCUUUAGUUUUUGAGAUUUGUUGGAGUGAUUUGGACUUCUGGGCCACCGUAGUUUCCCUAAACCUCAGCACAAUCGAUCAUGUAUGGAAGCCUGAAGGAACAAUACUGUUCAGUGUUGGAGCCAGACUCGGACAAAGGAGGUGUGGUGACUCCCAAAGGCGGCGGCGGCGGCGGCGUCACUGUUUUUACCAACACCAGCAUUGUUCGGCCCACAAUGGAGCCCUUUGAAGCCCCCCCCCCUCGCUUUGUCGUCAUUUUUUAAAUUUUCAGCCAUAUGCCGUCAGCUUGACCUCAUCCCUCCGGCAUGUUGACCUCUCAUGGACAGGUGGCGGCGGCGGCGGGGUGUACACGGCAAAACUCAAAGAUCCAAUUUGUCUGUGAUGAGAAUCCCCAUCCACCAGAGACCAAAGGCCCGUUCCUUCUGAGAGGAAGUGAUGUCACGCCACCACCACCGCUUCGAGCGGGACUACCGGGCGCCUUGGGAGCGCAGGGACAGCAUCCGUCCCUCCGUCCUCCACAACGGAGGAGCCAACCAUAGCUGUGCCUCCGCCGUCGUCAAUGGCAACAACCGUCCAGGGCUUCUCCCCCUCCCGGUGAUCCCCUCCCUCCUCCCCACCCCGGUUACAGUUGCCGUGACAACGUCGAGCAGCGACAUAGCGGUCAAGCGAGGCAUCACGGGGACAGGAUCCGGGGCUCCGGCGACAGCCAAGGUCUCAGGACUGUCUCCCGGAGACGGCCAGACUCCAGGACUACUGCUGGCCCCGGGGGUGAGGUGGGGUCAGACGCCCAUCAACCAGCUCACGCCAUGGGACACCGACGAGCCCCCCGCCAAGCAGCACCGAGACGGUGACCCAUCAGGUCCCAGCUGGGCAGCUCAGGUAGCAGCGGUCAGCCAGUCGAGCCUGCUUCCCCACACCUACGCCCUUCCACAGCCGCCGUCAUUCAACCACAGCGUGACCGCGCAGUCCCCCAUUAUUGGGGUCACCCCAUCCAUCCAAACGCCGGUGCACCCCACCGGCCACCCUCUGAUGACCGCCCACUUCCAACUGACGCCGCAGUCCACCCAGCAGCCGCCCUCCAUGGUCCUGAGCAUGCCGAGCCAACCUCCGUUCGCCGCAGCCCAGCCGACGGUCACGCCGUCCGCACUCGCCGGCCAAGCCAACCAAGUGAUUCAUCCAAACCCUCACAGCAUUAUGGGCAAUGGUCACUUAACCUCUCACCCCAGUCUCCUCCAGCACCCCGCCCUACCGCUCACCAACGGACAGGCUGCUGCGGUGCAGCCCACCUGUGCAGACAGUAUAGACGGUCCGAAUGGGCUGCAAAUGCUGAGGACUGUUGGGAGUGGAAAGUAUGAGUUCAGUGACCCGGGACACCCUAAAGAGAUGUUGAAGGAGUUGAACCAGCAGCGCAGAGCGAAAGAGUUUACAGACCUGAAAAUAAUUGUUGAAGGCAAAGAGUUUGAAGUCCACCAAAAUGUUCUAGCUUCCUGCAGCUUGUAUUUCAAGGACCUGGUGAAAAGGUCGUCGGGGGAGACUAGGAACGGGGAGAUGCUGGAGCUGACCAUGAGCAACAUCGGCGCAGACGUGCUGGAGCUGCUACUCGAGUUCGUCUACACCGGCUCGCUGGUCAUCGAUUCGGCCAACGCCAAGACGCUGUUGGAGGCCGCCAACAAGUUCCAGUUCAACACCUUCUGCAAAGUCUGUGUCUCGUUCUUAGAGAAACAGCUGACUGCGGCGAACUGUCUGGGAGUGCUGGCGAUGGCCGAGGCCAUGCGGUGCACGGAGCUCCACAACAUGGCCAAAGCAUUCGCUCUGCAGAACUUCCCUGAGGUGGCCGGUCAGGAGGAGAUUCUGAGCGUCUCCAAGGAGGACCUGGUGGCCUAUCUGUCCAACGACAGUCUAAACACAAAGGCGGAGGAGCUGGUCUACGAGACUGUCAUCAAGUGGAUCAAACAGGACCCUAACACCAGAGUGCAGCAUCUGUCGGAGCUGCUGGCGGUGGUGCGUCUUCCCUUCAUCCAUCCGUCCUAUCUGCUCAACGUCGUCGACAACGAGGAACUGAUCAAAUCCUCGGAGGCGUGCCGAGAUCUGGUCAACGAAGCCAAGCGGUAUCACAUGUUGCCCCACGCGAGGCAGGAAAUGCAGACGCCCCGGACCCGGCCGAGACUCUCCGCAGGUGUUGCAGAGGUGAUAGUUCUGGUGGGGGGGCGUCAGACCAUCGGCAUGAACCAGCGCUCUUUGACAGCAGUCACCUGUUUCAACCCCCAGAACAGUAAGUGGUACCCGCUGGCCAGCCUGCCCUUCUACGACCGCGAGUUCUUCAGCGUCAUCUCGGCGGGAGACAACAUCUACCUGUCAGGUGGAACAGAGUCGGGCGUGAUGGUGGCGGAUGUUUGGUGCUACAUGUCGCUGCUGGACAACUGGAAUCUGGUGUCCCGGAUGACCGUGGCUCGCUGCCGACACAACAGCUUGGUUUAUGACGGCAAACUGUACACCAUCGGAGGACUGGGCGUGUCGGGGAACCUGGACCACGUGGAGAGGUAUGACACCAUCACAAACACCUGGGAGACGGUGUCUCCUCUCCCAAAGCCGGUCCACUCCGCAGCAGCUACGGUGUGCGGAGGGAAGAUCUACGUGUUCGGGGGAGUGAACGAGGCUGGGCGCUCGGCGGGGGUCCUGCAGUCCUACGAACCUCAGAGCAACAGCUGGAGCUUCAUCGAGUCCCCCAUGAUAGAUAACAAAUAUGCCCCUGCAGUGAGUCUAAACGGUUUUAUAUUCAUCCUGGGAGGAGCCUACGCUCGAGCUACCACUAUCUAUGACCCCGACAAAGGCAACAUCAAGGCUGGCCCCAACAUGAAUCACUCACGGCAGUUCUGCAGCGCCGUCGUCCUGGACGGGAAGAUCUACGCCACAGGCGGCAUCGUCAGCAGCGAAGGCCCCGCCCUGGGCAACAUGGAGACGUUUGACCCCUGCAGCAACUCUUGGACGCUCCUGCAGUCGCUGCCCUGUCCGCUCUUCAGACACGGCUGCGUGGUCAUUAAGAAGUACAUCCAGAGCGGCUGAGGCGGCCGGACCGCGCCGAUGCCAAACGCCGGCUGAGCUCCAGCUGUGGAUCAGGAGCUCAGCCGCCACCCCCCCCUCAAAUAAAAGCCUGAGCAGAAUGUACUCAUGUUCAGCCAACGCCAGGCGGCGAUGCCUAAACUCCAGCACUGUAUGGUUGUAGUUCAUCCGUUCAUCCAGCAGGGGCACUCUUAGUAAUUUUGAAGAAUCAUCAGAUUGUUUCGUCUUGAACCAGAGCCAUAGCGGAUCCACAGCUAGCUAAAAAGUCUGUAGCUUCCAUAGAUGUGGGUCUUUUUUUUCUUUUCAUCCCUGAUGUUCUCCGCUCUCCUGCAGGAAUUCCUAAGGUGAGGAUUUAUGAGGUAAUGUCAGAACCAGGUUUUGAACCGUGUGACCCGUACGUUGGAAAAACCUGCCAGAUCUGGGUCAGAUAGGGUUUAAAGAGAAAAAACAUUCGGGGAGAAGGAAUCCCGCCGUCCUCUGAAGCACAAUAUUCAUUUGUUGUCAUGGUGAUCAUCUGUUUCUGUUUUCUACAACCAUUGUGACCCACCAGCGAUGGGUUAUUCUGUAAAUACAGGAAGGAAAUAUGUAUAUUUUAAAUCAAUUCUGUAUAAAUGUUUUUAGAAAAAAAGAAACCCUGAUAGACUGGAUUAAAAAAACAAAAAUGUCUGUAAAUCUACAGUUAUUGAACCCUAAUAGAUAUACCAGAACAUGAACGGACUGUCGACUUUUUUUGUACAUUAAAAUCUACUGAAUUUCCACAGAAAA
Messenger RNA from Oryzias melastigma (Indian medaka), 3843 nucleotides. Its product is annotated as kelch-like protein 29. Bases 454 to 3081 code for a protein of 875 amino acids. The record is from RefSeq and is a predicted model, not a curated record. Lineage: Eukaryota; Metazoa; Chordata; Actinopteri; Beloniformes; Adrianichthyidae. The transcript is spliced from 15 exons. Gene Ontology annotation, molecular function: protein binding.